CGUAUACUUUGCGAGUUUGUUUUUGUUGCGAGAAGCAGCGAGAGGUCAAACGUGAUAGUACGAGAACUUCCCUAGUUUGGCAAUAAUAAUGAAUUUUAUAAUCAAUUUGUGAAAGUAGCCAGUGAAGACUCAGUUAGUUUGAAUGACCUUUUCAGCUGCAAGUUGAGCUCGCUGGUGUAGAUUCAUCCUCACUUAAUUUGUUGGGUUAUAGCAAUCUAAGUUUAUGAGAUAACAUCACCUUCAAUCGACUUGACACUCCACUGCUUGUGCAUGCUGACCAACACCUUGUGCUAUCUCUGCGAUACAAUUUACCUUAAGUCAGGGGACUAUGUCAGUCAAUAGGGCACCUAAUGACAUGGGUUCACGGAAUGCUAAAGCGAGGGAGGCAGGAGAGAUCUUAUACAACAGUCUAAGCAACUCUAAUAAUUCAAGUUCAAGGCUCGAUGGAAGAAGUAAUACGCGGAAUCUUGCAGAGUCUUCAAUAGCUAUAGAGGGUGGGAUUGAUGGACGUGUUUCCGCUGUCAGACGCACUUUCUGUCUCAUCAUCUUAUUUGAUUUAUUGUUCUCAUUUAUACUUUGGGUGUUAUAUUCUCAGUUCACAAGUAAACCUCUGAUGGUUGCUAUCUAUGAGCAGGUGGAAAAAUACUCAAUUAGAACAUCACUCUUUGAUACAGUGUUGGCGGCAGCAUCAAGGUUUACAAUACUUAUUCUGUCAUAUGCUCUCUUCAGAUCCAGGAAGCCCUGGUUUGUUGCAAUCACAACAGCAUUAACAUGCGGCUUCCUUGUUGCAAAAGCAUUUCUAUUUCAAUUUGAUAAGCAUAAUGCCUUGGACUAUAUCGUGCUGAUUGUCUCAUUCCUUAUAACCUGGAUAGAGACCUGGUUCAUGGACUUUAAAGUUCUGCCAAGGGAACAGAAAGCAAGAGAGAGAGCUGAAAGUCUUCUGGGAUCUUACCCUAACCACAUAGUUGAUGAGAGGACACCGUUACUAGGCAACAACAUGUCACCUGGUCCACAAGAUGACAACUUUAUAUCAUUACCAGGAUCUGAUGAUGAAGACAGUCAGAUAUUUGGUUCACUUCCCACCACUAGGGGGCACAGCAGGUCCAACAGUCGCAGUAGCGCCAUCUCCUGGCAACUUGGAGAAGAGGAGCAACAGUAUUUGAAGGUGGCAAAGGAAGCUUCUGACACUGCCUGGAGAUUAUACCAAGCAACUGAUGGUUGGAAGGAGGAAAAUGUGAAGAAUGAUGAGGAAAAAAUCUACACCAAAGUUAUACCAAACAUAGGGAAAAUAUUUAAAUCUGAAACCAUAGUUGAUGCUGAUGCAGAGAAGCUGUUUGGCCUGCUGUGGAAUGGUGUAGAAGCUGAGACAGAAUGGAACCCAACUGUCACUGAAGUUCAGAUUGCUCAAACUAUAGAUGACCACACAGAUAUUACUUACCAUGUGGCAGCAGAGGCUGCCGGUGGCAUGGUCUCGGCAAGAGAUUUUGUCAAUUUACGAACAUGGCGUAUAAAACACGGUUGUAUAUUCUCAGCAGGAUGUUCGGUGGAGCACAAAGACUACCCUGCUAAUCCUAAAUAUGUCAGGGGUGAAAAUGGUCCAGGGGGUUGGGUGUUUGAACCAAUAGAUGGUCAGAAAGGAAGGUGCAGGUUCACCUGGAUACUCAAUACAAUGCCAAAGGGCUGGCUCCCUCAGUACUUAGUAGAUCAAGCCCUAUCAGGAGUUAUGCUACUUUUUAUUAAAAACUUAAAGAUACGUGUUGCUGAUGUUGAAAAGAGCUGAUGUAGAACAAUGAGGAUUUAGAAUAGAUCCUGCGAUAUUGCACAUCCAUGAGGGGCCACUGAUCAUGUAUAACUCUCUUGUGAGGCCAUUCUGUCGUAAACCAAUUAUUACAAGAGAUAAUAACAAAUGGGAAUUGCCAAGUGCUGGCAAUUCAGGAUUUUGUAUUUCAUCAUGAGAGCAUAAUUGUGUUGAUUUAUAAUUAUCAAGAUCUAAGUCAUAAUUGUGAGUUGUAUUAUAUCCAGUACUUCUCCAGUGCUACUCUAGUACUGUUGUAUCUGUGCAUCAUAUAGAUGAUUAAAUGAAGUUAU
This is a messenger RNA of Owenia fusiformis, 2088 nucleotides long. The record is from the annotation of a GenBank genome assembly. Lineage: Eukaryota; Metazoa; Annelida; Polychaeta; Sabellida; Oweniidae.